This is a messenger RNA of Linum trigynum, 5698 nucleotides long. The record is from the annotation of a GenBank genome assembly. NCBI's taxonomy places the organism in Eukaryota, Viridiplantae, Streptophyta, Magnoliopsida, Malpighiales, Linaceae.
UUAUUCGUUCAAAUGAGAUUGUGGGAUAAUUUGGAUCGAAAUUCGACAUAAAUAGAAUAACUAAUAAAAUGAUUGUUAUGCUGAUUACUUCAGACGUCAAUAAUAAAUUUAUUAAAAAAGGAAAACGUUAGGUACUAAUUCAUUAGUGACGCUAAGUUAAGUGGCCACUCUGUAAUAAUGGCUUCACUUGUUUGGACUUUGGAGUGGGGAAGAAAAAGUCGAAGAAAACGCAAAAAACGGCUAUUGUAUUGCAAUGGAUUAUUGUAUUAAUUCCUACAUCUCCACCACAUUGAAUUAGCAAAGCAAAAAACACCAUUAUCGUUAAACACUGAUUAGUCAGCUCUUUAUCUCUCUCUCUCAUUAAGCGCCACUAAUCUCGUUUUUGUUAUUGAUAAACUUUCUUAAUAUAGUUUCAACAAGAAGACAAUCACGGAUAAGAAAUAGAGGAAUACAUUACUCAGUAUAUUUGUUUAGAACUUUAGAUUCCCAGGAAUUAAUUAAAAAGAAGAAGAAGAAAAAAAAACUGAAGUUCUUACUCAAUUAAUUGCCUGAAUUAUCAGAUUCCUUUCAGGAACCAGUAGCCAAAAGCUCUGAUUUGUCAGUCUCCCAACGAAGAAAAGAAAAGAUAAACUGCUUUUUCCUCUAGAAAAGAUGAUUACUUUCUUGCGGGAAUAGAUAUAUAAUAGUGUUUUUUCCCCCUUCUCAUUUAUGUAUCAAAGUUAAUCAUUUUCCAGAUAAUUCAACCCUUUUUUUCUCUGUGAUUUGUUCGUUUUCUCUCUCGGCCAAGUGCCAGCAGCCAGUCGGGCUCUCUUCUCUUUGCCUUGGCGAUCUGAUCUGAAAGAAAGAAGAGAAGAACAAAAGGGGUUUCACUUUCUCCUCUUUCUGAGUUGGGUUUUGGGUCUUUUGAGGCAGCAGCAGCUGCGAGUGUCGAUUCUUGAGAUUUCUCUAUCUCUCUGCCUAUUUCCUUUCGCUUCCUCUUCUGCUUCUGCCAUUUGGGUGUGCUUGUACAGUCAUGCAAGAUUGCUUCUUUCUGCACUCCUACCCUUGCAUUUUUGGCUGCUGCUCUCUUCUUCUGCUUCAAACCAGGUAUAGCCUUUUCUUGGGCUACUGUUUGGUACACAAUAAGGGGUUUCUGUGUGUAAAGUUCGCAGCUUUUGGUUUGUUCUUCAUGUCUUGACUGCUACAUUCUUGUUCUACUCCUCUGGAAUCUGAAGGGUUGUUUUCUGUUUCCUGUGUGCGUGAGGAAGGUCUAUUUUCUGUGUGUGAAGAAAGCAAUGACGAUUUCUUGGUGUUUUGUGUGUUUAAUUUGGGAUAUCUUGCUGAAAGAGAUAAAAGGGGGGACUGGUUUUUGGAUUGUCUUCAUUGCUUGCAAAUAUCAUAUGCCGUAGUCUUUUACAGUAUCAAUCCUCGACUUGUGUUCUAUGUUUCUAUCUUGUUUCCACCGAUUGUGGGUUGGACUUUGUUUCUCUAUUGUGUCACCAGUCCAUCAAUAAUUCAUCAUCAGUAGUAAUCGGAUCUCUUAGGGGGUAUAUUUCUAUUAUCCUAAGCAGCAGUAAUGUGGAUCUGCUCCAAUUUUCUCUUGGAGGGAAGGUUUUAUUUUGUCCCACUUGAUUUUGUCUGGUACAGGAAUCCUAGAAAUUGUAGCGUUCCCUUGAUUUGUUUUUUUGGGUGGUAGUGAAUGAAUGAGUACAAUUAGUCGGUUGCAGUUUAAAAUCCUCAGGAUAUACUCUUUGUUAAUGGCUACAAGCUCUAGCAUCUCAUAUAAUCAAUCAAUCCCUUUGUGUUUCAGUUCUGGUUUUUGAGUUACUGCUCCUCUCUCCAUGGCGUCAUUGGUUGAUGAUGGAGGAGUUUGCCCUUCAACAAAAACCAGCAAGAAAUCAUCUGUUCCAAGAGUCCCCAGUAGCCCUCCUUUGAGCUCCUGCUCAACAUCUCGGUCUCAGCCUUCUAAACAGAUGUCCUCAUACUCUAAUGGUUAUAUGGAUCAUGCGAUGAAGGGUGGUUCUGAUCAAGGAUUCGACGAGCCAUCCCACAAAACUGCUAAACAUUUCUUCAGCUCAAGUAGUAAGGAACAAGAGCCGGACUUCACUAUGCCAUCUUCUACUGUUGAUAAGAAGGAUUCAGUGUUAGUAGUAGAGUCCACUUGUGAUGAUCACGAGACGUCCACUACUACUACUUCAGAUGGCUCAAUCGAAUCUGGAACAGAUUUGGGCAGUGGUCAGAAUAACAACAACCGUGCACCUUUGCCAUCUCGACCUGUUGGAGGCCUUUGUUCGAGCCCUUCAAAUAGCGUCUACACAGGCACAUUGUACGCAGAGGCGAAACAGAGCUUCACCAACAGUGAAGAAGCGAGCACAAACAUCGAGAGCAGGAAGACUAGCAGCAUCUACAGAGCCAGCACGGGGAGUGAUGUCAGUGACGAGAGCAGCACGAGCAGUUUGAGCAGCAGCACAUUGUACAAGCCUCACAAGGCAAAUGGUGAUGUGAGGUGGGAGGCAAUCCAGGCUGUCAGGGCCCAUGUUGGAGGAGCUCUCGAGCUGAAGCACUUUCGAGCUGUGAAGAAGCUCGGGUGUGGGGACAUAGGUAAUGUUUAUCUUUCCGAGUUGACCAGCACCAGGACGUAUUUUGCAAUGAAGGUCAUGGAUAAGUCGUGUUUGGCGGCUCGGAAGAAGCUUCUGAGGGCCCAGACGGAGAGGGAGAUUCUGCAAUCGCUGGAUCAUCCGUUUUUGCCCACUUUGUAUUCUCACUUCGAGACCGAGAAAUGGGCUUGCUUGGUGAUGGAGUUCUGCCCUGGUGGUGACCUCCAUUCCCUCAGGCAAAGGCAACCUGGAAAGUUCUUCCCUGAGCAUGCUGCCAGGUUCUAUGUUGCAGAGGUCCUCCUUGCUAUGGAGUACCUGCACAUGCUUGGGAUCAUAUACCGAGACCUGAAGCCUGAGAAUGUCUUAGUACGAGAAGACGGCCACAUCAUGCUCUCAGACUUCGACCUCUCCCUCAGAUGUGCUGUCUGCCCAACUCUCGUCAAAUCGUCUAAACCCAACUCAACCGUCGACUCCAAGAACUCUGGAUACUGUGCUCAGCCGUCCUGCAUCGAGCCCACCUGUGUGAUCCAGCCAGACUGCAUUCAGCCAGCCUGCUUCGGACCACGGUUCAUGUCUAGAAAGAAGAACAAGAACAAGAAGAGCAGCAGCACCAACAGUAACAGCAAGUCGAGGCACGAGGUGAAUCAUCAGGUGAACCCACUCCCAGAGCUGAUGGCGGAGCCCACCAACGCACGAUCCAUGUCGUUCGUGGGGACCCACGAGUACUUAGCACCAGAGAUCAUAAAGGGGGAAGGACAUGGAAGCGCUGUUGACUGGUGGACUUUUGGGAUAUUUCUGUAUGAGCUGUUGUUUGGUAAGACUCCAUUUAAAGGAGCUGGGAAUAGGGCCACAUUGUUCAAUGUGAUCGGUCAGCCAUUGAAGUUCCCUGAAACUCCCAGUGUGAGCUUUGCUGCUAGGGACUUGAUCAGAGGGCUGCUUGUGAAGGAGCCACAGCACAGGCUUGCUUAUAGACGGGGAGCUACUGAGAUCAAGCAGCAUCCUUUCUUUCAGAGCAUUAACUGGGCACUGAUUCGGUGCACUAGCCCUCCUGAGGUGCCAAAGCAGGCCAUGGCGGACAUAUUGAGAGCAGAGAAGGUGGCGGCUGCGACGGCUGGUGGUGGUGUGAAUGGAGGAGUUGGUGGUGGGAAUGUGGAUGUGAAGCCUGCAGGUAAUUAUUUGGACAUUGAUUUCUUUUGAGUUGUGCUGUUGUAGAGUUGGGGCUUUUGUUGCAGCAUCCUCUGAUGCUGCUGAUUGAUGAUGAUCAAUUGUAAUGUGGGUGUCCUUUUCUCAUUGGGGAGAAAAUCAGGCUAUAUGAAAAGGGAAGAGAACCUGUGAAGGAAUGGGGGAAGAUUGUGGGAGUGUGUAGUGAUGGAUGGAAUGAACGUGUAAUCAGCUUUCAUCUCAAUGCAAAACACACAUCCAUUGACCAUUGUGGUUGGAAUUAGGUGUUUGGUUAGGUUUCAGACUGUCACAAAAUGUUCAUCUAUGUGCUCAAUUCAAUCAAUUGGUUCAUGGAAUGAAAUACCAGUGCAAGGUAAACACCUAUUUCAGCUUUCAUUAACCACAUAUGAGGUCUAAUAUAUCAUUAGAAAAUCCAAGCAUGAAGCCUCAAAUCAUUGCCAUUUUGCAUGUGAUUUGGAUGCUCGGCCAACUCGGCAUGUCCAAGAAUGGGAACUCGAGUGGUUUCAUAGCUGUCCUUUAAUGUUUAAUCCCAAGCCCAAAAACAAUUGCCAAAUUUUUUGGUUGGCUGAUUCCCCAAUCAAGAUUUCAGAUAUUAAACACUUUUCCUUAUUGGAAUUCAGCAUCGAGUCUAAUCCCAAUAUUUGACCCACUUGGCAAGCUUUUAAUUUUUUUUUUAAUACUGGCAAGCUUUUAAUUAAUUAGGACCCAGAUAGAUUUUUUUUAAUUAUGAUUCAGUACAUGUGUUGUGGCGCUCUAUUAUGAUCAAAUAGCAAAAUUUUAUAUUUGAGAACCAAACUUAAAUUGAUCUAUGAUUUUAAAUUUCUAUUUCUAAAUAAGGGGAAUGUCAUUUCACGACGAUGGCCUAGCCGCGAGAUGUCUAAUAAGCACGCCUCAAUCUUUUUUUUUUUUUGACAAUAAAGGGUAUGAUAUUGCCUAUCACUUGGUUGCAGUUACAACAAAGGGAAAAGAACAUCGAGCACAGUAACCCAGUCAAUGGGGAGGCAAUCUCCAGCACAUGAUCUAGUAACCCAAUCAGCUUUGACAUUGAAAGAAAGCUUAACAUGAGAAACUUUGAUCAACAGGUGACGAAAGAGGAUGUCUCUCAUGACACCUAACCAAGCAAAGAUUCUCCAAGGCCAUCGCGAAGGAGCCGCUUGCAAGGCUUUCGUGAUGAUCAAGCAAUCCAUCUUGAUAAGGGACUAGAUAGUGUGACAACACCCCUUGUGUUGUUAUUCUAACAACACUAGUCUCCAACCAAUAGGAAGCUAGGAUUGUGAUGACUUUUUAUUAAAUGAGUUGAACUAGUGUAAAAUCAAAGCAGGGGUAUAAUUGUCAUUAUGAAAAAUCUGUUUAAAAAAUAAAAAAUAAAAAAAAUUAAUUUUUUUUUUAUUUUCUGCCAAAAAAUUUGGUAGCCGGAAUUCUCGCAGGAAACUGGUCGUCGGAAUUCUCGCCGGAAACUGGUCGUCGGUCACCGGAAUAUGCUUUUUGUCGCCGGAAUAAGCUAUUUGUCGCCGGAAUAUGCUUACCGGUGUCGGAAUAUGCUUACCGGCGUCGGAAUCUAGUCAUCGGAGCCGGAAUAUGCCUAUCGGCGUCGGAAUCUGCAUUGUGGGGUUUCUAGUUUGUUUUCUGGUGUACUUUCGCAAAUGUUGUGGUUUGCAUUGUGGGGUUUCUAGUUUGUUUUAGGAUAUUUGUGGUAUGCAUUAGCAGGUUUCUGGUUUGCAUUAAGAAGUUUCUGAUGUGCUUUUGAAACUUUAUUGGUUUGCUUUGCGAGAUUUCUGGUUUGUUUUAAUUUAUUUGUGGUUUGCUUUGCGAGGUUUCUGGUUUGUUUUAAUAUAUUUGUGGUCUGCAUUAGGACGUUUUUGGUUUGCUUUACCGUGUUUGUGGUUUGCAUUAACAAUAGUUUCACUUUGACCCUUACUGAAGAAAUGGUGAGGUUGCAA